This is a messenger RNA of Microcebus murinus (gray mouse lemur), 6822 nucleotides long. It is a transcript of the gene ADGRG6, whose product is annotated as adhesion G protein-coupled receptor G6. Gene Ontology annotation, cellular component: plasma membrane. Gene Ontology annotation, biological process: heart trabecula formation; cell surface receptor signaling pathway; adenylate cyclase-activating G protein-coupled receptor signaling pathway. The record is from RefSeq and is a predicted model, not a curated record. Lineage: Eukaryota; Metazoa; Chordata; Mammalia; Primates; Cheirogaleidae. Gene Ontology annotation, molecular function: laminin binding; G protein-coupled receptor activity.
GUGGCACCCCUCCACCCACAGCCCCGCCCGGCCCGACCCCGAGCACCCCAGCACCAGCUGACGGGCAGCGUGCUCAGCCUUUCGCCCGGACUCCUCUUAACUUCUCUGGAAGGAGCAACGUGCCGCCCGCCCCCUCGCCCACAGCAGCGGAACUUGAACCCAGCCGCGCCCGGGGUCCACCUUGCGCCGCCCUGAGCGCGGGCGGGAGUCCCUGAUGAUUUCUGCAGAAAGGGCGUGAAGCGGGGCGGGCGCGGUGCUCCGCCCGGGCGCCAGGGGUCCUCGUGGAGGAGCGCGCAGCAGCGGAGCCGGGAGAGUGGGAGCAUGACCGAGCGGCCUCGGGGGACCUCAGCGCGGUAAUGCCAACAUGAUGUUUCAUUCAGGUCGAAUGUGGAGCUGCCAUUGGAAAUGGAAGCCAAGUCCUCUUCUGUUCUUAUUUACUUUAUAUAUUACAAGUGUUCCUCACUCAGUGUGGGGAUGUGCCAACUGCAGGGUUGUCCUAUCCAGCCCUUCUGGGACCUUUACUUCUCCGUGCUACCCUAAUGACUACCCUAACAGCCAGGCUUGCAUGUGGACCCUCCGAGCCCCCACCGGCUACAUCAUUCAGAUAACAUUUAAUGACUUCGACAUUGAAGAAGCUCCCAAUUGCAUUUAUGACUCAUUAUCCCUUGAUAAUGGAGAGAGCCAGCCUAAAUUUUGUGGAGCAACUGCCAAAGGCCUAUCGUUUAACUCAAGUGCGAAUGAGAUGCAUGUGUCCUUUUCAAGUGACUUUAGCAUCCAGAAGAAAGGUUUCAAUGCCAGCUACAUCAGAGUUGCCGUGUCCUUAAGGAAUCAAAAGGUCAUUUUACCCCAGACGCCAGAUGCUUACCAGGUAUCUGUUGCAAAAAGUGUCUCCAUUCCAGAGCUCAGCGCUUUCACACUCUGUUUUGAAGCCACCCAAGUUGGCAGUGACGACAGUGACUGGACAGCUUUCUCUUACUCAGAUGCGACCUUCACACACUUGCUCAGUUUUGGAAAGGGCGAGAGUGGCUACUUUCUAUCUAUUUCUGGCUCCAAAUGCUUGCUGAACAGCGCCUUCCCUAUCACGGAAAAAGAAGACAUUUUCUCAGAAAGCUUCGAGCAGCUCUGCAUGGUGUGGAAUAAUUCUUUGGGCUCUGUUGGUGUCAACUUCAAAAGAAACUAUGAAACAGUUCUAUGUGAUUCUACUGUUAGUAAAGUUAUUCCUGGGAAUGGGAAAUUGUCGUUGGGUUCCAAUCAAAAUGAGAUCUCCUCUCUAAAAGGGGACAUUUACAACUUUCGACUUUGGAAUUUUACCAUGAAUUCCAAAAUCCUCUCCAACCUCAGCUGUAAUGUGAAAGGGAAUGUGGUCGACUGGCAAAAUGACUUUUGGAAUGUCCCGACCGUAGCUCUGAAAGCGGAAAGUAACCUAAGCUGUGGUUCCUACCUGAUCCCACUCCCGGCUGCAGAACUAGCCAGCUGUGCAGAUCUGGGGACCCUCUGUCAAGCUACUGUAAACUCUCCUAGUACUACACCACCCACUGUCACCACUAACAUGCCUGUUACUAAUAGACUCGAUAAACAAAGGAAUGAUGGAAUUAUCUAUAGAAUAUCAGUAGUGAUUCAAAACAUCCUUCGUCACCCUGAGGUAAAAGUACAGAGCAAGGUGGCAGAAUGGCUCAAUUCAACCUUUCAGAAUUGGAACUACACUGUUUUUGUGGUUAAUAUCAGUUUUCACCAGAGCACAGGAGAGGACAAGAUUAAAGUCAAGAGAAGCAUUGCGAAUGAUCAAAGGUUGGUGCUUUGGGCCCUUCUAGUUUACAAUGCUACCAACAACAGCAACUUAGAAGAAAAAACCAUCCAGCAGAAGCUCUUAAAAAAUAAUGAGUCCCUGGAUGAGGGUUUGCGGCUAGAUACGGUGAAUGUGAGACAAAUGGGUAUAUGUCCUGACGUGGAGGAACCCAAAGGCUAUUAUUGGCCAGCCAUCACACCUGCUCAAUACACGCUUCCUUGUCCAGACAAGCCUGGCUUUUCUGUUUCACGGAUAUGUUAUCAGAGUGCUACAAACUCAUCUUUAGCCUACUGGGGGCCCCUUGAUCUUUCCAACUGUUCAAACGAAGCAAAUGAUGCCAAUCAGAUUUUAAAUAUGACUGCUGAUGGGCAGAACUUAACCUCAGCCAAUAUCACCAGCAUUGUGGAACAGGUCAAAAGGAUUGUGAAUAGUGAAGAAAACAUUGAUAUAACACUUGGCUCAACUCUAAUGAAUAUAUUUUCUAAUAUCUUAAGCAGUUCAGACAGUGACUUGCUUGAGUCUUCAUCUGAAGCUUUAAAAACAAUCGAUGAAUUGGCCUUCAAGAUAGACCUGAGUAGCACACCACAAGUGAAUAUUACAACUCGGAAUUUGGCUCUUGGAGUAUCAUCCCUGUCCCCAGGAACAAAUGCAAUUUCAAAUUUUAGCAUUGGCCUUCCAAGCAAUAAUGAAUCAUAUUACCAGAUGGAUUUUGGGAACAGACAAAUGGAUCCACUGGCUUCUGUAAUUUUGCCUCCAAACUUACUUGAGAAUUUAAGUCAGGAAGAUUCUGUAUUAGUUAGAAGAGCACAGUUUAUUUUUUUCAACAGAACUGGACUUUUCCAGGAUGUAGGACCCCAAAGAAAAACCUUAGUGAGUUAUGUGAUGGCGUGCAGUAUUGGAAACAUUACCAUCCAGAAUCUGACAAUUCCUGUUCAAAUUAAAAUCAAACAUAUAGGAACUCAGGAAGUGCAUCAGCCCAUCUGUGCCUUCUGGGAUAUGAACAAAAACACAAGUGUUGGAGCGUGGAACACGUCAGGAUGUGUCACACACAGAGGUCCAGACCCAAACGAGACGGUCUGCCUGUGUAACCACUUCACACACUUUGGAGUUCUGAUGGACCUUCCAAGAAGUGCCUCACAGAUAGAUGCAAGAAACACUAAAGUCCUCACUUUCAUCAGCUAUAUUGGGUGUGGGAUAUCUGCUAUUUUUUCAGCAGCAACUCUCCUGACAUAUGUUGCUUUUGAGAAAUUGCGAAGGGAUUAUCCCUCCAAAAUCUUGAUGAACCUCAGUACAGCCCUGUUGUUCCUGAAUCUCCUCUUCCUCCUGGACAGCUGGAUCACCUCCUUUGGUGUGGAUGGACUUUGCACUGCUGUGGCUGCCCUGUUACAUUUCUUCCUUCUGGCAACAUUUACCUGGAUGGGGCUAGAAGCAAUUCACAUGUACAUUGCUCUAGUUAAAGUAUUUAACACUUACAUUCGCAGAUAUAUAUUAAAAUUUUGCAUCGUUGGCUGGGGUUUGCCUGCCUUAGUGGUAUCAGUUGUUCUGGUGAGCAGAAACCAAAAUGAAGUCUAUGGAAAGGAGAGCUAUGGCAAAGAAAAAGGCGAUGAAUUCUGUUGGAUUCAGGAUCCAGUCAUAUUUUAUGUGACCUGUGCUGGGUAUUUUGGAGUCAUGUUUUUUCUGAACGUUGCCAUGUUCAUCGUGGUAAUGGUGCAGAUCUGUGGGAGGAACGGCAAGAGAAGCAACCGGACCCUGAGAGAAGAGGUUUUACGCAACCUGCGCAGCGUGGUUAGCCUGACGUUUCUGCUGGGCAUGACAUGGGGCUUUUCAUUCUUCUCCUGGGGACCCUUAAAUAUCCCUUUCACGUACCUCUUUGCCAUCUUCAAUUCAUUACAAGGCUUAUUUAUAUUUAUUUUCCACUGUGCUAUGAAGGAGAAUGUUCAGAAACAAUGGAGGCGGCAUCUCUGCUGUGGUAGAUUCCGGUUAGCAGACAACUCAGAUUGGAGUAAAACAGCUACCAAUAUCAUCAAGAAAAGUUCUGAUAAUCUAGGAAAAUCUUUGUCUUCAAGCUCCAUUGGUUCCAACUCAACCUAUCUUACAUCCAAAUCUAAAUCCAGCUCUACCACCUAUUUCAAAAGGAAUAGCCACACUGACAGCACUUCUAUGGACAAGUCCUUGUCAAAACUGACCCAUGCUGAUGGAGAACAAACAUCAAUCAUCCCUGUCCAUCAGGUCAUUGAUAAGGUUAAGGGUUACUGCAACGCUCAUUCCGAUAACUUCUAUAAAAAUAUUAUUAUGUCAGACACCUUCAGCCACAGCACAAAGUUUUAAUGUCUUUAAUGUAAGAAAAAGGAAUCAGUCUACAGAAACAUGAAGAUCAGCAAGCUGUGAAAACUACAACUAGCAGAUGUAAAUGUGCUAUUACCUAGGUAACUGCAUAUAUAUGAGGAAUGUAUUUUGUUAAGAAGGCUUUUGUGAAAUUCAGAAUUUAUCUUUUCAGUAUAUUUCUUCCCUGGGGGAGUUUCCAUCAUCACUAAAACUUCAGUGCUGAGAGCAGUAUGACUCAGUGGCCACAGGAGACAUGAUUUUUUAAAUAUAUAAUUAAAUCAGACUAAUCAGAACUCGGGGGGAGACAUCAAAAUUAACAGGGGCGGGGUGCAAAGCUAAGGACAAACCUUAGUUUAGAGCCCAUUUAGACGCCACCUAAUAGUUCUGGAUGUGCCCAUUUUCUACAUCAUCUUUCUUAACAAUAAAAAGCCUGCUAAUAUUUAUAACUAUUUUGGAUGCCCCCAAGUCUCAUCCCAGGGCUAUUUUCUAUGAGUGCAGUAGCACUUUCUCAUUUUUGAUGAAAUUUCAACCAUAGAUAGAAUGUUUAAUGUUUGAUCCAAAGUUUAAAAAAGGUUUUUUAUUUCUUUUAUAUCAAAAUGUUUAACCUUCAGAACCAUAACAUGCUUAUGAAAGAAAGUUUUCCCAAAUUUUGACCUGGUUAAUGUGAGGCUAUGUCAAUUUCUAAUAUUUUACUUACUGUAUUCAAAUCACAAGGCUAAAGCAGCAUCAUUAGUAUAAUUUAAUCCCAUACAUUUGAGUCAAGUUUAGUGUAGAUGUACCUUCAGUGUGGGCCUCCUAGCAGUUGUUUAGGAAUUAAUCUGUUUGCUUAUGAAUACUGAGGCCACAGGCUCGGGGCAGGAAGGAGAAUUUCCAUUAGGCAAGCUGUGAGCAGUACAAGUUCCCUUUUAGGAGAUGCACUAUUAAGACAACAUGGUCCUGUCCUUGCUCUAGAGACUUCAAGACAUUUCCAAUCACUCAAAGGAAAGCUUCUUACUUCCCAUUAUCCAAAGACUAUAAAGUGAGGCAUAUGAAUGAUUCAUAAUAAUCAAUACAAUUUAUAAACGUGUGGGUUAACAGUUGCUAGUCUAAAAAUUAUUUGUAAGUCCUCUGAUUAUAGUAUAUAAGAGCUUGCAGAGAUCUGGCAAGGUAGAUGGUGUAUUAUUUAUGGAUUAGGCUGCUGUAUACAAGCCAUGCAUAAAAUUAAGCAGCUUACCUAACUCUCAGACUGUCCUGAGUAAUGCCUGCUUGCUUGUGAAUGUGUAGAAGACUAUGCUUUAAUUGUCCUUAGAUGAUGGAGUCCAAUGGAUUUUCUUAGAAACUGGUCUCACCGCAUGCUAUGCUUUUACAAUUUGCUCUGGGUUAUCUGGGAAGUAUCAGGUUCUGGUAGGCAGCGUAAGUGAAAAGAAAAUUGGCAGAGGCCAGAAGCUAGCACCUGGAGGCCUUUCCCUCUGCAUAAAAUGUAGAUAGUUCUCAGGCUAUGAGACUUGACAUGGGAGGGAUUUCAGGCUAUGCAGCCACCCAAGGGGCCUCUCACCUUUUGCUGAGCUUCAAUCAUGAAGCUAUUUGCCUGGUUGGAGCAGAUGAUGAGAUAAUGAGGUAGUGGAUUUUUAUUACCAUUCCAUUUUGCAGCAGCUUGGAACACCAUCCUGGGAGACAUGAACACUGCCCAACCUGCCUUUCACAGGGGAGGGUUGUAUUUAGUAGAAAGGAAUAGUGAAUCUUAAGGUCACUGAGAUUCACUACGUAGAGCCAAAAUCAUUUUCAACAGGCAUAUAUAUUAACAGGCUGCUUAUUUUGGCAGAGGUUACAUAUAGAUGAAAGUUAAUCUUAAAUAGUCACUGAAUAUUCAUAUACUUUCUCCCCCAAACCUUAGAUAUUCAUGGUAGAUUUUAAUUAGCGUUCUACUAUGAGAUUUCUGCCCAAAGUGGUUAUUUUAGUUAAUAGUAAUUAAGAUAGAGCUUUAAAAAUGGCUUUGCUUUUAAUUUCUACUCAUAUUCAUCCAGAUCUAGAAAAACCUUUUUUCCCUAUGUUUGACAACAGUGUCAGCUCCAUUUUAGAAAUAUUUAAUAAAAGGUGAGGAAGAAUGAAGAAACUGCUGAAUAGAAACAUUUGCAAAUGGAAUUAAAAGACUGAGCCAAAUUCUCCCUUCAGCUCUGAGCAUGCAGUUCUCACCUUCAGUUAGGCCCCUCUGGGCAUAGGGGCAGGAAUUUAGUGGGGAGCCAAAAGUUUGGUUAGCCUGUCAUUGAGAAUGUCAAUUCAGACUCUAUUUCUGUUUUUAUUUUAUUUUUUCCCUUUUCCUUUCCUCUUUUUACACUACAUUGUAUUAGAAUUGUAGUCUAGGAUCCUGAGAUAUUUUCUAUUCUUGUCACCAUUUAUUUGCAUUGUAAAGAUUUCCUUUGUCUAUUGUUGGCAUAGUGUCUUUUGUAUAUAUUUAUUUAUUUGAGUUUAUAAAUGUCAAUGUGUUUCGUAUCUUAGCUUCAUAUUGCCUACCUUUGUUUUAAUUAACUUUCUAUUAGAGAGACUGUAUAUAUUUUUUUCUAAAUACUUUGUGAAAUAGUUUUCUGUAGCAAUACCUUUGAAUAUGAUGAAUAAAAGCAACUGUGAGUGCAAAUUAGAAUUAGUAGUAAGAAGCUACUAUAGCUGAUUUGCCAUUUUACUUAAAUGGAAAAUGUUCUUCAAAUAAAUACUUACGUUGUUCAUGUCCCAAAUUA